AUGGCUAGCGUCAAUCACGCCAUCGUCCUCCAUCAACGCGACUUCGAGACGAAGCCACAGCAUUUUGAUGGCUCGGUCCAGAAUUUGCCAUACUGCGUAGUCAUGUUGCGUGAUUUUCUUUUUGCAGAACUCUCUUCUCGAGUCCAGAAGAGCCUCAAUUCCACCAAUUCCCAGCAUUUCUCGCUGGCGCAGUCGUUUCUCUCCGUUUCUGCGGUUCGCAAACGCUUCGAGGCAUCUCCCGGGCCAUUCUCGUCCCUCUUGCCUCGUUACUUUGCGAACGGCCAAGUCCCUGCUCUUGAAGAAGUGUUCAAGAGCCAGUCCGCCACUGCCAUUGAAGACGAUAUAAAACCGCCCACCAUGCAAUUGAAGCACGAGGUGACCACGGGAGGCGUUGUGCCCGCUCCAGAAGCGAACACAACCCCCACGGGACUCAAAAAGACCGUCUCGACCCAGCAGAUCCCCCUCAGCUCCAUCUCCGGACCGACAUAUGUCACCGGCCAGUUGCUCGUCCAGCAGGCGGCUUACAAGCUCUCCGACAAGAUCUUCUCUCUCUCUCCUGAGACCUUCGACCUCGACAAUGCCGUGAAGGAGUGGUCGCAUGCCGACGAGAAGAACAUCCAUGGCGAGACAACAACUGUGGUACCGCUCCAGACCCGGGCCGGCGCCGGCACCUUUGCGCUGGGCUACAUUUUCUCCAAGGAUUUUGACCUCAGCAAGCGCCACAUCCCCCAGACUCUCCUGGCUCCGUCGCUGAGCCUUCGUCACUUGCGCUCGGCCCUCGACCAGCUUUCCCUUCUGUAUGGGGUAGCCAGCCCCUUCGUUGCCCACAUCGCGGCUACCGACUACUCGGCCCACGAUGGCCUGGUCGUCGACUACGAGAGCGCCCUCCAAACUGCCGAGGACCUGGGUCUCGGUCUCGUCUCCAGCGCUUCUGCUUACGAAAUCCAGCACAUGUCGCUUCUUGCGACGGCCUUGGCUUCGCUGCUGCCCACGCUCCAUGUCUACGACGGCCUCCGCACGGCCAGGGAGACGUUGAGAGUGGUAGAUGCCCUGGGCGAGACCAGCAUCGCCGACCUCUACAAGAAAGUUGCCCAGGCCGCCGGCGCUCUGAACAAGAGACUGGACACCGCCGGCAAGGUGGUCGAGCUCCUGCGCUCGUUCAACAGCGAGCUCGGAACCGCGUACGCCCCGUUCGAGUACCAUGGUCAUGAGGCACCGGAGCUGGUCCUCGUGGUUUUUGGCAGCGCCGAGGCCCAGCUUGCCAAGCAGGUGGUGAACACGCUCGCCGCCGAGGGCAAGAAGGUCGGUGCUAUCAACGUCCGCAUCUACCGGCCGUUCAUCGAGGAGGCUUUCCUCGAGGCCCUCCCCGAAUCGGUGCGCCAGAUCGCCGUGCUCGGCCAGGUCCGUGACGGCGUGGCGGUGGACGAUGCGUCUGUGCAGUCUGCGCUGUACUCGGACGUCCUCACGGCCAUCUCGUUUGCCGACCGGCCGCACGAGCCGGUGGUUGUCGACGUCAAGUAUGCUGCGUCGACGGUCCACACUCCCAGCUCGGUUGCCUCCAUCAUCCACCAGCUCACGGCCAAGGACAGCCAGAACGAGAUCAGGCUGGCGCUGCAAGCCCUGGAGCAGGCCCGUCAGUACACCUUCUGGGACGUUGACAACUCGUCGGCUGUUGCUGCGCCCAAGUCUCUUGGCAAGCUGCUCGCGCGCGAGGCUCCUAACAAUGUCUACGUCCACGAGACGUAUGACAACCUCGUCCAAGGUGGCGCCGUGCGCACUGAUAUCCGGAGCUCUGAGAAGGUCAUCGAGGCGCCCUUUGCCAUCGAGGAGGCCGAUGUUGUCUUUGUUGCCGAGGAGAAGCUGCUCAAGGACGUUGACGUCGUCAAGGGUUCGAAGGCUGGCAGCAAGCUCAUCCUCCGGUUACCCAACUUCAAGAAGGAGGACUUGGAAAAGCGGAUCCCGGCUGCGGCCCGGAAGCAGAUCCAAGAAAAGGGUCUCGAGCUUUUUGUUCUCGAUUCUUCUUUCUCGCCUGCCCUGGAGAAGGACGCCGAGCUCCUAGCCCAGCUUGCCUUCUUGCACGUCGCCCGCCCCGAGAUGACGCUGCCCGAGCUUGCCAAGUUUGGCGAAGUCGCCCAGGGCGAAGUGACCCUUUCCGAGUUUGCCGACACCCUCCCACAAGCGCUCAAGGCCGUCGAGGUCCUCGCUGCCUGGGCUGAGGUGGCCGAGGCCCCUGCCGUGCCCUUGAAGGCGUUCACGCCCACCAGCUUCUUGGCUUUCGAGAAGGAUGAGCAGGAGCCGGCGCUCAAGCUCGACAGCUGGCAGGAGGCAGCCAAGGGCCUCGUCUUCAAGGAGGCGUACGGCACCCAGAUCGACCUGCCCCUUGGGCAUUCCACGCCGACAACGACCCAAAAACAGGUGGUGGACUUCAUCAACUUCUACGGUCUCAACGCCGACGACCUCGUACAGGUUCCCUCUCGCGAGGACCCCGCCGUCGCCGAGACGCGCACCGUGUACCAGUCACUCGUGCAGAACCUGGACAUCCUAGGCAAGCCACCCAAGCGCUUUUUCGAGUCGCUCGCCGAGUUCGCGACGGACGAGGCCGAGAAGAAGAAGCUCGAGUUCCUCGGCGGCAAGGACGGCGCCGACGAGUUCAAGCGCCUCUCCGAAGUCGAGACGGUCAACUACGUCGACGUGCUGGAGAUGUUCCGGUCGGCGCACCCCACCUUCCCGGACCUCGUGCGCAUCGUGGCGCCGCUCAAGCGCCGCGAGUACAGCAUUGCCUCAGCGCAGGCCGUCACCCCCACCUCCGUCGCGCUCAUGAUCGUCGUCGUCGACUGGGUCGACACCAAGGGCCGCACGCGCUACGGACAGGCCACGCGCUACCUGUCGGGGCUCAAGCCCGGCACGGCCGUCACCGUCUCCGUCAAGCCCUCCGUCAUGAAACUCCCCACGGCGGACACCGCCCCGCUGAUCAUGGCCGGGCUGGGCACGGGCCUGGCGCCGUUCCGCGCGUUCGUGCAGUACCGCGCCAUGCAGAAGGCGCAGGGCAAGGACAUCGGCGCGAUUCUGCUGUACCUCGGCAGCCGGCACCAGCGCGAGGAGUACCUGUACGGCGAGGAGUGGGAGGCGUACAUGGACGCGGGCGUCAUCACGCUGCUGGGCGCCGCCUUCUCGCGCGACCAGCCCCAGAAGAUCUACAUCCAGGACCGCAUGCGCCAGACCAUUGCCGACAUUGUGCAGGCGUACAUCAAGGAUGAGGGGUCGUUUUACCUGUGCGGGCCGACCUGGCCGGUGCCGGAUGUCACGGCCGUGUUGGAGGAGGCGAUCGCGGUCGAGGCGAGGGAGGGCGCGAAGAAGGUGGAUCCUCGCAAGGAGAUUGAGAGGUUGAAGGAGGAUGGGCGCUAUGUGUUGGAGGUGUACUAG
Molecule: messenger RNA, 3423 nt
Organism: Chaetomium globosum CBS 148.51
Lineage: Eukaryota; Fungi; Ascomycota; Sordariomycetes; Sordariales; Chaetomiaceae
Exons: 3
Coding region: 1-3423 (1140 amino acids)
Cellular component (GO): cytosol
Molecular function (GO): FMN binding; flavin adenine dinucleotide binding; sulfite reductase (NADPH) activity
Source: RefSeq, a predicted model, not a curated record